AUGUCUGUCACCGCUGCUUCAAACAUGGAUGUACCGUGGAGGACAUGGCCAAAGUUCUCAAAGUACACGGACGACCGAAUGUGCAGGCCUUCCUCUGAGCGAAACGAGUGGCCAGUGCGCGUGCGCAGUUUCAGGCAGCUGCUGAACAUUGCCCAUGCACUGAAGCGCACUGCUCGUGGCUCCGGGUCAGAGGCUGUCGAUUGGGUCAUCCAUUUGGACCACGAUGAACUAUUUCUUCCACCGCCACAGGGUCUGCAGGCUCAUCUCAGGCACCUCGACACAAGUGACUGCCGUCUUUGCCUAUACCAGAACUUUGAAGCAGUGCCACAGGAUCAUACUUUGACUCCCUUCGUUGACGUAACCACGUUCAAGGUGCCCAGCGGUCGUGUAAGCAAGACGCCGGCUGGCAUGGCUGGCAUGAAUUUCUGGGCACAGCGAACGAAA
Molecule: messenger RNA, 444 nt
Organism: Symbiodinium necroappetens
Lineage: Eukaryota; Dinophyceae; Suessiales; Symbiodiniaceae
Source: the annotation of a GenBank genome assembly